Molecule: messenger RNA, 654 nt
Organism: Thamnophis sirtalis
Lineage: Eukaryota; Metazoa; Chordata; Lepidosauria; Squamata; Natricidae
Source: RefSeq, a predicted model, not a curated record
AUGCCCAUUGGCCCGCUCGCCAGGACGGACAAGCGCCCCGUAUUGAAAAUGGCAGCUGGCGGCCAAGCCCGCCUCGUGAUUGGACGGGGCGCCCUCUCCGUGGGGCGCAGGGUCUCCUUCUGCACCUUCCUGGCGCACGAAUACCCGGAGCUUGUGCACAAAGUGAUUAUGGUGAACGGAGGGGGCCCCACCGCCCUGGAGCCCAGCCUCUGCUCCAUCUUCAACAUGCCCCCCUGCGUCCUGCGCUGCCUCUCGCCCUGCCUGGCCUGGAGCUUCCUCAAAGCCGGCUUUGCCCGCCAGGGUGCCAAGGAGAAGCAGCUGCUGAAGGAGGGCAACGCCUUCAACGUCUCCUCCUUCGUCCUGAGGGCCAUGAUGAGUGGCCAGUACUGGCCGGAGGGGGACGAGGUCUACCACGCCGAGCUGACCGUGCCCGUCUUGCUGGUGCAUGGCAUGCACGACAAGUUCGUGCCCGUGGAGGAGGACCAGCGCAUGGCAGAGAUCCUGCUGCUGGCCUUCCUGAAGGUGAUCGACGAAGGGAGCCACAUGGUGAUGCUGGAGUGUCCAGAGACGGUCAACACCCUCCUGCAUGAGUUCCUCCUCUGGGAGCCUGAGCCCCUCCCUCCUGAAGAGGGCCCCCCGGCGGGGAAGAAGUAG